Messenger RNA from Gopherus flavomarginatus (Mexican gopher tortoise), 3136 nucleotides. Its product is annotated as zinc finger protein 628-like. Lineage: Eukaryota; Metazoa; Chordata; Testudines; Testudinidae. Gene Ontology annotation, molecular function: DNA binding. Gene Ontology annotation, biological process: regulation of cytokine production; regulation of immune system process; negative regulation of transcription by RNA polymerase II. The record is from RefSeq and is a predicted model, not a curated record. The transcript is spliced from 8 exons. Bases 26 to 3136 code for a protein of 1036 amino acids.
CGAGGAUGUAAAUCAAUUUUGACGUAUGUGCUUUGACUUCACAUCUGAAGAUUUGAGAUCCAUGCUCAGAAAUCAACCAUCCAGUCAUCUGCAGAGCACCCGAGACGGGACAAUGGAGGCCACCAGCCUGCCAAAUGAAGGCCAGUUUGCCCCAGGCUCCUUCCUGGAGAAGCUGAAUUCCCUGGUGAAAGGAAUCGGCUGCCCCGAUCCCGAUGUGGGGAGGGCUCCACACAAAGCCUUUGACAAGAGAUGGCUGAGUCUACCACAUCCAGCCCCUCCCCCUGCCGAGCUGCCGGUGACUGGAUCCCCUCCAUCAUCUUGCUCCAACGGAUUCCCCGCUGUUGUACCACCACCUGUAAGCGCUCAGCGAGAGCCUGUCACCAAACCGAUCGCUGAGGCUAGCGUCUCGUCUGCGCGGGAAAGCAGGACAGCCGCCUGCCCCCCGCUUCCUCCUGCAGCUCCUCACCAGGCCUCCAGCAUGGCCCAGGACCCUUCUCCCCAGGCAGCUCUGGAGCUUCAGGGUGGCACCAGCAGCCUCGAUGAGCAGGCCCAGCAGCUGGAUGCGGAGAUCAACGAGCUGAUCCAGCAGUGGGAGCUCAGGCCUGAGGAUGAGGAGUGGGAGGACACGGCCUCUUGCGUGCUGCUGAAGGGUAAAUGGUGCCGGGGUGACCCCAUGGAGCUGGACGACGAGUUCAUUCGAGAGGACCCUGCCUACAACGCAGACAGGGUGGAGAGCGAGGCUCGGGAAGCAGAUGAUGUAGAGGGCCAGGCCAGCAGCCCAGCAGUGCCGCCCUCCUCCCUUGCCCGGUCCUCUGAGGCAGCCCCAGACAGCCAGGGGGUCUAUUCCCUUAGACCCAGGGGCCCUGCGAAGGAGCGUUCCGCAGAGGAGGAGGGAGACACCCCCACGGAGGAAAGCUCAGCAGAGGAGGAGGAAGGAGACUCCCCUGGUGGCUGCACAGAGGAGAGCUCAGCUGAAGAAGAGGAGGAGGAGGAAGCUGAGCGCUCUCCCCAGCGGCAGAGGAAGCGGGGGCCCCAGGGAGGGACGGCUCCGCGUGUCUACCCAUGCCCCACCUGUGGCCAUAAGUUCGCCAACAGCAGCAACAUGCGGAAGCACCUGCGGAUCCACACUCGGGAGGCACCGUACUCGUGCCACGCCUGUGGCAAGUCCUUCACCGACUCCUCCAACCUUACCAAGCACCAGCGCGUGCACAGCGGGGGCCGGGAACGCCCCUUCAGCUGCUCCAAGUGCCCCAAGGUCUUCGCCUCGGCCCCCGAUCUGCAGGAGCACCUGCGGCGCCAUGAGGGCAUCCGGCCCUUCCCCUGCAUGGACUGCAAGCGCAGCUUUGUGUCGCAGGCAGAGCUGCUGGCGCACAUCCGCAACCACGUGGGGCAGCCCCAGGCCCUGACCGCCAAGCCCUUGCUGCACUGCGAGGACUGCAACAAGAGCUUCGCCGGCCCCAUGCUGCUGCGCCUACACCAGCGCCGCCACAAGGCCUACGUGUGUGAUGAAUGCGGCGCCGUCUUCACCCUCGAGUUCAAGCUGCUUUUCCACAAGAGCCUGCACAAGGGGCUGCAGACCUGCACGCGCUGUGGGGUGCAGUACACAGGAGGGCACUUCUGCCGGGCCCAGGCCCGGGCCCAGGCCCAGUCCUGUGCCUCCCGGCCAGGACACAACAGUGCCAAGACUCCGGGGACUGCAUCACUCGUGGUCAGAGUCCCUGACUCUGUGCCAGCAGAAGGCUCCACCCCGGCCAGGCCUCCAGCCCCACUAGCAGCUGGGCCCCCAACCCCUGCCCCGGCCGGUCCCCCAGCCCCACUAGCAGACGAGCCCCCAAGCCCUGCCCCAGCUGGGCCCCCAGCCCCAGUAGCAGCCGGACCCCCAGGCUCCGCCCUGGCUGGGCCCCCAAGCCCUGCCCCAGCUGGGCCCCCAGGCUCCGCCCCAGCCAGGCCCGCAGCCCCAGCCCCACUAGCGGCUGGGGCCCCAGCCCAAGCAGCAGUGAGGGUCCACAGCUCAACCACAUCGAUGGCCGCUGCCUCAGUCCCUUUGACCAUUCCUCCCUCAGACCCAGUCGCAGGAGUGAUAAGUAAUGGCCUGAUCCUACUAAACCCGGCAACCUUGCCCCCGGGCACCAAGAUCAUCCUUCAGAUCCCACCCCAGAUGGUUGUGCCCCCGAGGGACGCAGGCACAAGAGCUGGGAGCACCAACGCUUGUACUCUGCAAGAACUGGUACCUAGGAGGAUGCCAGAGCUGCACCCAGCCCCAGCCAAAGCUCAGCAGCCAGCAGGAGGGAAGCACGGUCAUCUUACCAGCAGCAUGACAUCAGCAGAGAAGGGCAAUGGGCCACACACCCCACCAGUGCCACCCGCCUCCCAGCCCCUGUCACCAUCAGCCCCCCUGCAACCCCCACAGCCCUUGCCACCAUCAGCCCCCCUGCAAUGCCCACCUCCCUCAGGCCCACCACUGCUAGCUCCCUCACAGCCCCUGGGCUUGAUGCCACUGCUAGCCCCUCCACCCCCCUCAGCCCCUCCACAGCUGUCAGCCCCCUCAGAGGAGCUCUGGGCUGAGCAGGGAGCAUGGCACAAACCCUAUAACUUCCGGCAGUCCCAGCCCCAAGGGAAAUACACCGAGGAGGGAGCAGGGGAGGGUAGUGAUCCCGGGGGAAGCUCUGGGGAGGACUGGGCAGGGGAGAGCGGGGAUGAAGAGGACGAGGAGCUGGAGCCUGUCCCGCAGGGGAAGAGGCGAGGGCGGCCCCCCAAGAAGCAAGGACCAGGUCAGUCCCCCAAGAAGCAAGGACCUGGUCAGUCCCCCAAGAAGCGAGGCCGGCCCCCCAAGAAGCAAGGACCUGGUCAGUCCCCCAAGAAGCAAGGACCUGGUCAGUCCCCCAAGAAGCGAGGCCGGCCCCCCAAGAAGCAAGGACCAGGCCGGCCCCCCAAGAAGCAAAGGCGAGGCCGGCCCCCCCUGGGCCCCUACAUCUGUGUGGUCUGUGCCAAGCGCUUUGUGUACCAGAGGUCACUGAAGCAGCACGUGCGGCUGCGCAGGCACUACCCCUCCUGCCACCAGUGCCACAGCACCUUCGGCGAUCUCCACAAGCUGCAGCUCCAUAUGCUCAGCCACCGGGGGGAGGGCAUGGCGUGA